CUUUGAGGACACGUGGUUACUCGGGGAACGUGAACGCUGCGUGACGUCAGGGGGUGAAAGCCGGAAGUGGUACACCUUGCUGGCAGGGAACAGGAGCGCGAGGAGCGGACAGGGAUGCCGGUGCUGUGACGUGUGACCUGAAGCCGGGCGUCAUGCAGAUCCUGGUGGCCAAGCUGCUGUGCCUGCUGGGAGUUCUGGUGCUCAUGCUGGCCGGCGUGCUGGUGCCGGUGCGCCUCCUGCUGGUCGACAGCGACAAGGCCCAGAGGUACAGGAAGCCUCUGGCGCUCUGCAACUCGUUUGGCGGCGGCGUGUUUCUGGCCACCUGCUUCAACGCCCUGCUGCCCGCUGUCAGAGACAAGGUGGACGACGUGUUCAAGCAGCUGAAGAUCACCGCCGACUAUCCGCUGGCCGAGACGAUGAUGAUGCUCGGCUUCUUCCUCACCGUCUUCGUCGAGCAGGCCGUCCUCACCUUCCGCAAGGAGAAGCCGUCCUUCAUCGACCUGGAGACGUUCAACGCCGGCGGCUCCGAGGCCGGCAGCGACUCCGAGUACGACACGCCCUUCAUCUCGCCGGCACGCGGCUCGCCGGCGGGUCACCAGCACGGCCACUUCAGCCCGGCCGAGCUGGCGGGGGCGGGGCCUCUGCGGCUGGCCAGCCUCGUCCUCGCCCUCUCCGCCCACUCGGCGUUCGAGGGACUGGCGCUCGGCCUGCAGGACGACGGCGCCAAGCUGGGCGGGCUGUUCCUGGGCGUGGCCGUGCACGAGACGCUGGCGGCCGUGGCGCUCGGCGUGAGCGUGGCCAAGGCCGCCCUGCCCAUGAGGGACGCCGUCAAGCUGGCCGUCGCCGUCAGCCUCAUGAUCCCGCUUGGCAUCGGCGUGGGCAUGGGCAUCGAGUCGGCGCAGACGCUGGCGGGCAGCGUGGUGUCGGCCGUGCUGCAGGGCCUCGCCGCCGGCACCUUCCUCUUCGUCACCUUCUUCGAGAUUCUGUCGCGGGAACUGGAGGACAAGCAGGACCGGCUGCUCAAAGUGCUCUUCCUCAUCCUGGGCUACGGCUCGCUGGCGGCGCUCGUCUUCAUCAAAUGGUCCGACUGACACCCGUUGAUGAUGUCACGGAGCGGAGCUGCAGUGGGCGGAGCUCAGACAAGCCAGAGGAAGACUGCUAACGUCUCCAGAUCCCAGCUGCAGACUCAUCGCAUCGCCAAAUAAUCAAUAAUCACAUAAUCGAAUCAUGAAAAAAUGUCGUUCCUGCAGGAUCCACGGACGUUGACAUCUCGCUUUUCUUUUUGUGAACAGAAACUAUUUAUUUCUCCUGAAAUAAUUUAAUAUUAGCUGAUAAUGACUGGGGUUUUUCCUUCCCUGCUGGGCGCUGAGGCUGCAGUGCCACAGCGUGUUAGGGCCCCUAGAGCCGGACGAGAGGGGCUCGUAUUCAGAGAAAUAAAUUCAGAGAAAAAACUAAGAAUUGGCGAGAUUGAAGUUGUAAAUUUAAAAGAAAAAACUCACAAAUUUAUGAGAAGAAAACUCUGAAAAUGAGUGUCUUGCUUUGUUCUGAAUCAGCCCAAGUCACAGCAGUGUCUCUUCAAAGUCCAGAUGCUGAGGAGGAGAUUGUGAUUCUGGGCUCAGAUCAGCAGGAUCUCCUUGUUCCUGAAUCCCACGUCAGAGUAGAAUCUGCUGAGGGGAUCAGCUGCAGGCCUCAGACACGGCCAGCAGGGGGCAGCACAGGUGGAGCUUCGGACAGAAAGAAAGAUAAACUGUUUUCCAAGUUUUUAUCUCAAGAAAUUUGUGAGUUUUUUUUCUCAUAAAUGUACUGCUUUAAUCUCAGAUUUUUUUAUUUCCUCAUAAUAUUGCCCCCUUCCUCUGGCUCUGUCAUUUUUUCCUUACAGCGGCCCUCAUCCACCAUUGUUUGUUUCCUUCCACGCUGGGCUGUUUGAUUUUAUCCCCUGGAGCUGGUGGGGUUUGUGUGAUACAGAGGAGGAUUAGGGCAACACACAAUUUAAAAAAAAAAAAAAAAAAAGAAAAAUAGAAUUCUGGGAUUAAUGUCAGAGUUCAGCUUUUUCUGAGAUUGUCAGAACUCUGAUUUUAUGUUAUGUUAUAUUUUGUUGUUAUUUUGUGGGCCAAAUCCUGUGAUGCGAUGUGACGUGAGGGCAGUUUUGGAUCUGGAACUCCUAAAACAUCUUCUCAUUAAAUCAAGUUCCUUUUCUCCUUUUUAAUGCAUUAAACUCCAGGGGAUCACAGAAAAAAACCCUUUAGUUUUGUGAGUUGAACCUGCAUCUUUUUUUUUUUUUUUUACGCCCGCUAACAUCCCGGUCCUGGAUGUGAAGGAGCCGCCGGGUCGGAUCAGUCUGUCAGCGACUUUCGUUCAUGUUUUGAAGGUAAAACGGAGUUAACUCUGGUUAAUUCCUCAUGUUUAGGCCUUAUUACUGAACCUGCUACCAGCAUCAGAGACUCAUUCAUCCAGAACCAGAAAAUGUUUAGAAGCUGCUUUUUUUCCUUCUGUGUUCAUUCUGUCCUGAGGUUCAGAUUAGUGUAUGAACUGCUGCUGUUUUCUACAGGUUCAUGGAGCCAUAAAGCCCCGAAUAAAAACACUGGAACCCUUUACGACGUGGUUGAGAUGUCCACCUUUAUCUAUAUUUUUGACUUUUUUUUUUUUUAUAUAUAUAGUUGUGCGUGUGUUGAUAUUGUGAUCUUAGCAGUAGUUUUGUAUUUUUUGACAGUGUGUCGUCUGUCUCAGUUUGUGUUUUCAGGAACACUUUCUCUUUGGUGGAAACGUGUAAGAGGAACUUUAAAUUAAAGCUUUUACACUUGGCCGGUGCUUCC
Molecule: messenger RNA, 2813 nt
Organism: Myripristis murdjan (pinecone soldierfish)
Lineage: Eukaryota; Metazoa; Chordata; Actinopteri; Holocentriformes; Holocentridae
Product: zinc transporter ZIP3
Exons: 3
Coding region: 153-1091 (312 amino acids)
Biological process (GO): zinc ion transmembrane transport
Cellular component (GO): plasma membrane
Molecular function (GO): zinc ion transmembrane transporter activity
Source: RefSeq, a predicted model, not a curated record